Durio zibethinus is the source of this 1023-nucleotide messenger RNA. Lineage: Eukaryota; Viridiplantae; Streptophyta; Magnoliopsida; Malvales; Malvaceae. The record is from RefSeq and is a predicted model, not a curated record.
AGCCGUUCAUUUUUUUUUUCUUUCCUUUGCCUUUUACCCUUUUUGUCACCUGAAUAUUUUUGGCUUUAUCCAACUGAUGGGUCCAAAUCUGUAAUCAGUUUUUGAUACUCCAUUUUCAUCUUCUUAAUUUCGUUAAGGGCUAAGAGCCUGAAGAUUGUAUUGUUUUUCUUUUAUUCGUUUUCAGUUUUGUUCUUUCUUGUGCAAUUUCUUUGAGGAUGGCUUGCUUGUUUUCUCGUACGGGAAGGGACAUGCAGCGAUAUGACGACCUCGGACGCCGACAAGUUGUCGGGUGCAUUCCCUACAGAUUCAAAUGCAGCAGUGAUGGAACCAUUAGUAAUGACAUGGAGGUUCUUGUAAUCUCCUCACAGAAAUGUCAAAAAAUGAUGUUUCCUAAGGGUGGUUGGGAGCUUGAUGAAUCUAUGGAAGAAGCUGUUUUAAGAGAAUCACUUGAAGAAGCUGGUGUUCUAGGCAAUGUUGAGUGUGAAUUGGGCAAAUGGGACUUUCUAAGCAAAAGCCAAGGCACAUGUUAUGAAGGUUACAUGUUUCCUUUGCUUGUGAAGGAGGAACUUGACUUCUGGCCUGAGCAGAACGUGCGCCAAAGAACAUGGAUGAAUGUGAAAGAAGCCAGGGAUGUGUGCCAGCAUUGGUGGAUGAAGGAAGCAUUAGACAUACUGGUCGAACGACUAGCCUCACUGCAGCAGCAGACGGAACAAAAUAUCUCAGUUUGUUCUCUGAUUUAGCAGUGAAGAUUCAUAGUUUGUAAAUAGGGCAUUUCCAGGAUCUUCAGCUUUCAUCUUUGUUCAAAAGCAAUGGUUAGAACCAACUGUGUUGACUCCCAGGAAGACAGUCGAGGCUGGUAGAUGUUGGGAAUAAAUAACUGUAAAUUCAUACGAGAAAUUAAUGAAUAAAAAAAAAGAAAACUAGGUGAAGAGAUCUUACGUCCAAGUUGUAUAUCCAUGCCCAUCAUAACAUGUAGAAUUACUUGUGACCAAGUGGCCACGAUUGAACUACAAAACAAAAAUU